GCGAUCUUUAGGAGCCCACUUCUAAAUUCAAAUCAUUUGGGUUUCAGUAAGUCUCCUGACAGACGGGGACUUAAUGACUUCCAUCAGCAGCCUCAACGUUUGCAGAACACGGACUACCGGGCCAGACACGUAGGCACUCCAAUGCGGUUCAGCCGUUUGAGCUCCAGGGACCAAAAUGACUUUCCCACCUCCCAGCUUUACUAAAGAGCAAACCCGCCUCCAAGCCUCAGCCACUGCGCGGUGCAGGAAGAGGCAGAGCUGGGCAUGCGCAGCUUCCGUCCCCGCCACAGUCGUGGGAGUGGGCGGGCUCGAGGGCUGGGAGGAAGCGGAAAGCUGACCCGGAGGAGAAAGAAUCCCGCCCCCGGAAGUUCUGCUUGUCUCCACAGCUUGUUCCCGGAACUGCUGCUACUAGUCGAGGACGCGAUGGCUUCAAGGUUACUUCGCGGAGCUGGAGCGCUGGCCGCGCAGGCCCUGAGGGCUCGCGGCCCCAGUGGCGUGGCCGCGGUGCGCUCCAUGGCAUCUGCAGGUGGUGUUCCCACCGAUGACGAGCAGGCGACUGGGUUGGAGAGGGAGAUCAUGCUGGCUGCAAGGAAGGGACUGGACCCAUACAAUGUACUGGCCCCAAAGGGAGCUUCAGGCACCAAGGAAGACCCUAAUUUAGUCCCCUCCAUCACCAACAAGAGAAUAGUGGGCUGCAUCUGUGAAGAGGACAAUACCAGCGUCGUCUGGUUUUGGCUGCAUGAAGGCGAGGCCCAGCGAUGCCCCCGCUGUGGAGCCCAUUACAGGCUGGUGCCCCACCAGCUGGCACACUGAGCGCCUGCACUAAGUUACUCAAAAUGUGCUGUAAAGUUUCUUCUUUCCAGUAAAGACUAGCUGUUGCAUUGGCUCCUUCUCCCAUA
This is a messenger RNA of Piliocolobus tephrosceles (Ugandan red Colobus), 899 nucleotides long. RefSeq names its product cytochrome c oxidase subunit 5B (gene COX5B). The record is from RefSeq and is a predicted model, not a curated record. Gene Ontology annotation, biological process: mitochondrial electron transport, cytochrome c to oxygen. Lineage: Eukaryota; Metazoa; Chordata; Mammalia; Primates; Cercopithecidae. Gene Ontology annotation, cellular component: respiratory chain complex IV; mitochondrial envelope. The coding region runs from base 265 to 813 and encodes 182 amino acids. The transcript is spliced from 4 exons.